Molecule: messenger RNA, 756 nt
Organism: Chondrus crispus (carragheen)
Lineage: Eukaryota; Rhodophyta; Florideophyceae; Gigartinales; Gigartinaceae
Exons: 1
Coding region: 1-756 (251 amino acids)
Source: RefSeq, a predicted model, not a curated record
AUGAUGACAACAUUUCUGUUAGCACAGCCUAUCUUGCUCAGGUGCCGUGGAGGUAGGCACAACCGUCAAGUCAUCUCAUGCCCACCCCCCUACACUUGUAACAUUCAUUUCCGCCAAGUCCCGAUGGCUUCUACGCCAUCGCCUGCCGAUAAAGUUUCUCCCCGAACUCUGAAGGAUUCUCCACUGGUGCCUGAGACAAAGCUCCCAGAAAUUUUGGCAGGUACAAUGCUUGCCGGUGAGCCACUUGCAAUGGCUUUCAAUUCAUCCGACGAUGGUUUUGAUCAUGAACUUUUUUUCGAGCGAAUGAUUCCAUUAGGCGGUGUUCCUUCCCUCGUGCUUGGAAAAACACUCGCAGGAGUCUGCUUCGGAGGGUACGCCGCUAACGGCUUCUUGGCCCGAGACGACUAUCGCGAGGCCACUACUGAACGGUCAAUGUUCGUAUUCCGCAUUGAUGCCUGUGGAGAUGUGCUUCUCGCGGAAAAUACGGACCCGAUUCAGUACGACUUUUACGAUUAUGCCAUACGCUUUGGUGCCGCCCUUCUCGGAAUUCCAAUGAACCCGACCAAGCAUAUCCUGAAGAGCAAUGUCGGUACGAGCUCGUGUAAACUUCCAAACGGUGAAACAAGUGUACUUGGUGACGCUACAAUGGGUAAGAUAGACCAGCUUCAAGUGUGGGUUGCCAAGCGGUAUAUCGACGAAGUGAAUGCACAAAACUCCAAAUCUGGAAAGGGAUUCUUCCGGAGCCUUUUUGGCUGA